AUGUCGGAAAGAGACGGCGUCUUCUCUCAUGAUCAACAAUCAACUGCUCUCAAAACCCUGCUCGAUUCCCUCAAGAUUUUCCUGAGAAACAAACAAACCUUCAUUUCCAUUUUUGCCCUCACGACCCUCCCACUCUCCUUCCUCCUCUUCUCCCUCUCCCUCUCCUCCCAUCCGCUCAAGUCCCACAUUUUCCACCUCGAGUCCCUUGCCCGCCUCGCCCCGACCCGAUUCGAGGCCCGCCAAGUCUGGAAGGAAUCCCGCGAUGACGCCGUUUCUCUCCUCCGCAUCAAGGCCAUCUUCUUCCUCCCCAGCUACGCUCUCUCCCUCCUCGCCUCCGUCACCGCCGUCACCGCCACGUCAUCGUCUUUCCAUGGAAAACGCCCUGAUCUCCGUUCCUCCCUUAACGCCGUUAAGCUCACCUGGAGGAGACCUCUGGUCACCUCCAUCUGCAUCUACGCGCUCUCGAUCGCGUACGCUUUCGUGCCUUGGACUCUGUCGAUUGUAUUCAACUCGUCGUGGUCCAGAUUCUUCAUCCUCGUUCUCGGGUCGGGUCUCGACAUUUACCUGAUGGCGGUUCUGGGCCUCGGGCUCGUCGCGUCGAUUUUGGAAGAGAGGUUCGCGUGGGAUGCGAUCCGGGUCGGGUGGGCGUUGAUGGCGGGUAAGAGGUUGUGCGGGUGGGCGUUGUCGGGUUUGUUCGUGUUCUUAACCUGGGUGGUGGCGAGGAAGCUGGAGGAAGUGAUGGACGGCCAGGAUUUGAUGGAGGGAUCAUCGACGGCGACGCUGACGAGGGUGGUGGUGGGCAUAGAGGAUAAAUUGGGUUGGGUAAUUUUGUAUGGAUUAGUGGUGCUCUGGGGUUACGUAGUUACCACAGUUUUUUACUGCGAGUGUAGGAAACGCCACGUAAUUGGUGGUGGUGAAAAUGAGAACGUCACGGUUUGA
Messenger RNA from Prunus armeniaca (apricot), 939 nucleotides. The record is from the annotation of a GenBank genome assembly. NCBI's taxonomy places the organism in Eukaryota, Viridiplantae, Streptophyta, Magnoliopsida, Rosales, Rosaceae.